Molecule: messenger RNA, 1919 nt
Organism: Dothidotthia symphoricarpi CBS 119687
Lineage: Eukaryota; Fungi; Ascomycota; Dothideomycetes; Pleosporales; Dothidotthiaceae
Exons: 3
Coding region: 31-1767 (578 amino acids)
Cellular component (GO): nucleus; site of double-strand break
Source: RefSeq, a predicted model, not a curated record
CCACAGCGCGCGUCAAUUCACCUCGAAAAGAUGGGCUGGACGUUGCUUGUGUCAGAGGCCACGGGAUCGAAAACAUCGCCGCUCCCGAACAACGCUACCGCAUACAUCGUGCUAUCUUUGGAUUCUGCUUACGCAGAAGUUGUGCUUGAAAAGGACCCAAGGGUGGUGCAAACAGAGCUUGGCCGAAUCGCUGUCGGGCCUUGGGGCGUGAAGCUCGAAGCUACUGAUGAUACGUUCAACAUCUUACCUGGCCAAAAUGGCCUGGCUGUUUCUGCAGCGGUUGACCCACGCAUCCAGAAAUAUGAAUUGAAACCACGCGCCGAUGGCCACUCAGAAGCUAUUUUCCUGCGCCAUGGAGACAUUUUCACGCCUUCCAAGUCUAAAAGUAGUCUCACUUGCAAUUGGGACCUAUCCGAGGUACUUGUCGACUCUUCAGCUGUGGUGACAGAGACUGCGAUUCCUAACAAGGCCUGGACCGUUGUCGCCGAGGCUUCUGAAGAAGUCACAGAUGACGAAGAGGAGGAUCUUAACAAGACUCUCCCCGCCAUAUCGAGGUCUACACCCAAUCUUUCUCAUCAAACCUCUAUCAUCGUGCAGGAGACCCCAACGGCAGCUCGCAUCAGCGGUCAAACCGAAUACUCACCAGCUCCUGAAAUAGAGAAAGGCCAUAGCGAAGCUGUGGAGAACACGCCACCCUUGGCUGAAGAGCCUAACGUUGAAUCCUUUUCAACCGCCCGCUCUGGACAGUCGGAGAGUGGUGAGGCAGAUGUGACGAACAUAGAUGCCAUUUCAGAUGAGGUUCAGGCGAAGAGCCCAGCUACAACCAAAAAGCGCCACAGCCCUAUGGUUAGUGAGCGUGAGUUGGAAGAAGAUAUACCAGUCCGAGCUAGCAAGCGUGCAAAGAAUGCGCCUUCUAGUGACCACGAUACCCAAGAUAGCCGACUGAGUAGUAUUGACGUGGAUAUGUCACACAAGGCUACACCUGCAACGAAGGGUAAGAAGCGAUUAUCGGACGUUCCAGAAGCGACUCCGCCAAGGUCACAGAGAAGUUCGCAACGCUCACGUACAAGUCCAAAUUCCGAGCCAUAUGAUGGUCCCGACCCACGAGUGGCGUUCAGUAACUCAGCUCUCACAGAGACCAGUACAGCAGUGAAAUUUCUCAAGAAGAACGGGGGCACCUUUGUUGAUUCCAUCAAGGGAAAACACAACUACAACAUUCUGUGUGUGAAAGACGGGGCACUCAACAAAACAAUGAAGCUCCUCCAGUCACUUGCUCUUGGUAUCCCCAUCGUAACCGACAAAUGGCUGCUUGAGUCCGCAAGAGCCACCCAUUUCCUCGCGCUGUCCGAUUACCAACCCCUGGUCCCCGAACAAGAGCGGGAAGGGAACUUUGAGCUCGGCAAAGUCUGGUGCAAACCGCAAUCCACUUUUAAAGGUUACACCGUCUACUUCACCCCUAGUCUCAGAAGCACACACCCUGCUUUUGCCGAGCUCGAACAAGUAUGCAAGUCCGUGGGUGCAAAAGUCACAAAGAAGAUUGGCAAGGGUGAGCAGCUCAUCGUGCUCGGGACAGAUGAACAUGACAAGGAGGCGGAGGCACUGAUGGGUGAGGGCGUGGUUUGCUACAACAAGGACCUACUCACCAACACCAUUCUUCGAGGCGAGCUUGACUUGAACAGUGAUGAGUUCAAGAUCAAGACUAAGGCUGCUUCGGCAGGUACGGGCAAAGCUGCGAAGAGCAAGCGGACACGCCACAGUACAAGUUAGGCUGGACUGGGGUAGCUGUCGGCAGGUGUGAAGAUUUCGGACGUUUUUCGACGUGGCUCACGGCGCGCAUGUUUUUACACGAUCUGGGAGAACAAACUGUUUCAUAGCAUAGCAUAGCAUAGCAAGCGAGGUAUCCUGUCUGCAUACAGGCU